GAGAUGAAAAAUACCUUUCUGAGUUCUGUCAUAAAUAUCGUACUUAAGGUGAAGUGUUUAGCAAUAUGUGCUAAAAUACAUAUUGUUAUCUAUGAUGCAAACAAGAAAAACUAUUUUUAUUUCGGGUUAGAUAAUUAUGAUAAAAUUGUGUGUCCUUAUAGAAAGAAUGGAUUAAUUAAAAAGUAGAAAAAAUUAAACAAGAUCCACCAAUAAUGUCAGAAUCUAUUAGGGUAGAAACUAUCAACCGUAUAAUAGAUAAGAGAUUUUUGGAUUCAGAAAAAUCUUAUGGCAAUUAAAGGAUGCAUGAGGGGAUAAUUUAAUAACUAAUGGAGGGGAUAUAGGUAAUUUAAUGGGCCGUUGAGCAAUUAUGGAAGCAAUUUUCAACCAUAACCUCAUUACUAUAGAGGAAAAAAAUUUAGAGAGUAUCCAAAAGGCUUCGACCUUUUGGUUAAAGAAGAAGGAAUAAUAAAGCUUAAGGAUGAGUGCUGACGGGUGAGUCAGCUAGAUUUAUAGACAAGUCUAGGUAAGUUAGAAGUUGUCUUAAGGGAAACCAAGUAAUAAAAAUGAUUUGAUUGUUUCCCUCAAUCACCAUAACACAAUUAAACACACUCCUAGAAUAACAAGUUGGAAUUUUGGUUCAAUAAAGUAAGGUACCAGUCAAGUUGCAAAGAAAACUAAUCGCAUAUUAUUUGUCUAUAGGAGACACGAUAAAAAUCUAUUCAAAACUCUCCUUCAUACACCUUUGUUGAUAAAGAAGGGAAGUCUGAACACUAAGGAGGAGUUGCUAUAGGAAUACACUCAUGUCUUGAGUUCUCUGACAUCUCGGACAAGGUUAUACCUGGAGAUUUUAAUUAUGGUAUAGUACAGUUCGAUUAAUUUGACUAGCAUUAUGGAAUAAUCAGACCUAACAUUCACUAGAACAAUCCAAGAAAAGUAGUGUAAUCUCUUUAGAUUCCAUUUUUUACUCAGGACAAGCAUACAGUGAGAAAAAUCUCCUGUUUACUAAACUCUUAGCUCAUUCAAGAAUUAGCUGUCAACUAACUCUAUAAGGAAUUUAAAAUUAGAACGAACAUAGGAUUAGCUGAAGUAAGACGAAUGCUUAUAACCUCAAUUAAGAAGUAACAUUAAAAUGUAAUGAUUUGUAAGCAUGAUGCAACUAUGU
Molecule: messenger RNA, 1162 nt
Organism: Paramecium octaurelia
Lineage: Eukaryota; Ciliophora; Oligohymenophorea; Peniculida; Parameciidae
Source: the annotation of a GenBank genome assembly